UGACAUUAAUAAUAUGGUUUGGUUAACAACAGUAACGUAUUUUUCUGAGCUGUCAGUGCAAAUGUGCUAGCGAUAGCUUAGCUAUCCCUAUGCUAGCUCACUAGAUGCUAGCUGAUGUUUGAAACUGUUAGGAAUUAAGCAGGAAGAAGUAGCAUGCUAGUUAGCUUUUAAGCUAGCCAUUCUAUUUUUGGGAUUUGCGUUCCGCAAGCUGGUGCCCUGCCUUUACCUGCCUUUAUAAUGGUUAUAAGAGAGCUGUUCAUAUAGCUGAAAGAGAAACUGUACCAUGUCCUUAAAGCCGCGAGUGGUGGAUUUUGAUGAAACAUGGAACAAGCUACUGACGACAAUCAAGGCUGUUGUGAUGCUCGAUUAUGUGGAGAGAGCCACAUGGAAUGAUCGGUUCUCUGACAUUUAUGCCUUGUGUGUUGCGUACCCAGAACCUUUGGGUGAAAGAUUAUACACAGAGACCAAGAUGUUUCUUGAGAAUCAUGUCCGGCAGUUGUACAAGAAAGUCCUUGACUCCGAGGAGAAGGUUUUAGUGAUGUACCACAGAUACUGGGAUGAGUACAGCAAAGGAGCUGACUACGUAGACUGCUUGUACAGGUAUCUGAAUACUCAGUUUAUUAAGAAGAACAAGCUAACAGAGGCAGACCUACAGUAUGGCUAUGGCGGAGUUGACAUGAAUGAGCCACUCAUGGAGAUUGGAGAGCUGGCACUGGAUAUGUGGAGGAAGCUGAUGAUCGAACCCCUUCAGGCUGUCCUCAUCCGGAUGUUGCUGAAUGAAAUUAAAAAUGAUCGUUGUGGUGAGAACCCCAACCAAAAGGUAAUCCAUGGGGUUAUCAACUCCUUUGUUCAUGUUGAACAGUACAAGAAGAAAUUCCCACUAAAGUUUUAUCAGGAAGUCUUUGAAGGGCCAUUUCUCAUAAAAACUGGAGAGUAUUACAAACAGGAAGCCUCCAAUCUGCUGCAAGAAUCGAACUGCUCACAGUAUAUGGAGAAGGUUUUGGCACGGUUGAAAGAUGAAGAAGUGCGAUGUCGGAAAUACCUGCACCCUAGCUCCUAUGCCAAAGUCAUCCAUGAAUGCCAGCAGAGGAUGGUGGCAGAUCAUUUACAGUUCCUGCACGGAGAGUGCCAGAGCAUCAUUCGGCAAGAGAAGAGAGACGACAUGGCCAACAUGUACACACUGCUGCGGGCUGUAUCUAGUGGGUUGCCCCACAUGAUCCAGGAGCUGCAAGUUCACAUCCAUAAUGAGGGCAUUCGAGGCACCAGUAACCUCUCUCAGGAAAAUAUGCCAACACUGUUUGUGGAGUCAGUGCUAGAGGUUCACAGUAAAUUUGUUCAGCUCAUUAACACCGUUCUAAAUGGAGAUCAGCACUUCAUGAGUGCACUUGAUAAGGCUUUGACGUCUGUGGUGAACUUUAGGGAGCCAAAGUCCACCUGUAAAGCCCCUGAACUUCUGGCAAAAUACUGUGACAAUCUGCUGAAGAAAUCUGCAAAGGGUAUGACUGAGAAUGAGGUGGAGGACAAGCUGACCAGUUUCAUCACAGUGUUCAAGUAUAUCGACGACAAGGACAUCUUUCAAAAGUUUUAUGCCAGAAUGUUAGCAAAGCGGUUAAUACAUGGUUUGUCAUUGUCAAUGGAUUCAGAAGAAGCUAUGAUCAACAAACUAAAGCAAGCUUGUGGCUAUGAGUUUACAAGCAAACUCCACAGAAUGUACACAGACAUGAGCGUGAGUGCUGACCUCAACAACAAGUUUAACAAUUUCAUAAAGACACAAGAGACAGUAGUGGACCUCGGCAUCAGCUUUCAGAUUUAUGUGUUACAGGCUGGAGCCUGGCCUCUCACGCAUGUCCCCUCCUCUACCUUUGCCAUUCCUCAAGAAUUAGAAAAAAGUGUGCAGAUGUUUGAGUUGUUCUAUAAUCAGCACUUCAGUGGGAGGAAGUUGACUUGGCUGCACUAUCUUUGCACAGGAGAGGUGAAAAUGAACUACCUGUCCAAGCCGUAUGUUGCAAUGGUGACUACGUACCAGAUGGCAGUGCUGCUGGCCUUUAACAACAGCCAGACGGUGAGCUACAAGGAACUGCAGGACGGCACCCAGAUGAACGAGAAAGAGCUGCAGAAGACCAUCAAGUCGCUGCUGGAUGUCAAGAUGCUAAACCAUGACUCACAAAAGGAGGAGAUUGAAACCGAGUCUACAUUUUCACUAAAUAUGAGUUUCAACAGUAAAAGGACGAAGUUUAAGAUAACAACAUCAAUGCAAAAGGACACACCACAGGAAAUGGAGCAAACAAGGAGCGCUGUAGAUGAGGACCGCAAAAUGUAUUUACAAGCUGCUAUAGUGAGAAUUAUGAAGGCCCGAAAGGUGCUCCGUCACAAUGCCCUCAUCCAAGAGGUCAUCAAUCAGUCCAAAGCCAGGUUCAACCCCAGUAUCAGCAUGAUUAAGAAGUGUAUUGAAGUGCUUAUUGACAAGCAGUACAUUGAACGAAGCCAGAUCUCAGCAGAUGAGUACAGCUACGUGGCAUAGGUGGAGGAGCCGAGCCACACAAACACUGGGCUGUGUGACUGACCGAGACGUACAUCAACAACAAAGCAGACUCAUUUAUCCAUGUAGGCUUCAGACUGUCACUGUCUACUGUGAUCCUGUUUGGAGACCUAAAGCAGGACCGGUGCCUUCAUCUUCAAAAGGUCAUCGUGUCACAUUAAGACACCACACAUCCCCACCCCAGCCACCUCUUGAUUUUAAGCUGUUUACAAUAUCACCAGUGCCACGCAUUUGUGCGUUAAGCAAGUAAAAGAAAAUGCCUGUAGGCGUGGAAAAGGAAAGAUGGUAAAAGUAUACUAGUCCACCAACAAAAAAGAAAAACUGCCGAAAGAGCUAGUUGUGACAUCAAUGACAAAUUGGUGGCUACAUAUUAAAAACAUGCUUUCUUUUGUCACAGUUGCAGUUGUUGUGUGAUUAUUUUUCUUUCUUUGUUAAAUGUACUUAAGUUAGGAAAAAACUAUUGUAAUAAAACUGGUAUACUGACUAUUGUAUCUACUUUCAAUUAUAAAGAAAAGGUGACAAACAUGAUCUUGCUGCUUGUCAAUAAAUAAAUAUAAACACUGAAA
This is a messenger RNA of Betta splendens (Siamese fighting fish), 3105 nucleotides long. It is a transcript of the gene cul2, whose product is annotated as cullin 2. Gene Ontology annotation, molecular function: ubiquitin protein ligase binding. Gene Ontology annotation, biological process: SCF-dependent proteasomal ubiquitin-dependent protein catabolic process; protein ubiquitination. Gene Ontology annotation, cellular component: Cul2-RING ubiquitin ligase complex; SCF ubiquitin ligase complex. Lineage: Eukaryota; Metazoa; Chordata; Actinopteri; Anabantiformes; Osphronemidae. The record is from RefSeq and is a predicted model, not a curated record. Bases 284 to 2521 code for a protein of 745 amino acids. The transcript is spliced from 21 exons.